Messenger RNA from Saccostrea echinata, 2002 nucleotides. Its product is annotated as long-chain fatty acid transport protein 2-like. Bases 24 to 1931 code for a protein of 635 amino acids. The record is from RefSeq and is a predicted model, not a curated record. The transcript is spliced from 11 exons. NCBI's taxonomy places the organism in Eukaryota, Metazoa, Mollusca, Bivalvia, Ostreida, Ostreidae. Gene Ontology annotation, molecular function: long-chain fatty acid-CoA ligase activity; long-chain fatty acid transmembrane transporter activity.
AACACUCGUGCCAGACUAGUCUUAUGAGAGGAUUCAUGGAGAGAGGGAACAUGUGGACUAUCCUGGCUGGCGCCAUUACAGGACUCGUCGGUGCCACAUACCUCGGUAUCAAAUACUGGUCGCCAUGGAUCAAGUAUGACCUACAGUUUUUCUGGACUGUUAUCUUUAAUUAUUUAAUCCCAAUGUCAAAAGAUAUCAAAAGAGGCAGGCUCCCAAUCAACCGAUUUGAAGAAACUGUGAAGAAGCACCGGGACAAAACAAUGCUUGUUUAUGAUAAUAAAACAUUUACAUACAACGAAGGCAACGCCAGAUCAAAUAAAUUUGCCAAUGCUGCUCUAAGUCUUGGUUUGGAGAGAGGAGAUGUUGUAGCUAUUGUCUUGGCAAACGAACCCGAUUUUAUAUGGACAUUUUUAGGUUUGCAGAAGAUAGGAGUUCAGAUGGCCUUCAUCAAUUUUAAUCUCCGAAAUGAAUCAUUAGUUCAUGUUAUUAAAGUUGCAGAACCAAAAAUGAUAUUUAUUUCUAGAGACACCGAUCUUCAAAACCCGGUUUCUGAAAUCCUCCAGGAGCUACAUGGAAUACCUGUUUAUCAUUUUGGAGAGUCAAGAGAUUCAAAUUUCAUUCCAAUGGACUCAAUUAUUGAAAGAUCAUCAAAUGAAAAUGUCGGCGAAGACAUUCGUAAAUGCAUCAGAAUGAAAGACAACAGUCUUUACAUUUAUACCUCUGGAACAACAGGUCUACCGAAAGCUGCAUACAUUCCAAAUGAAAAGCUUGUAAAAGGUGCCUGGAGUAUGGCCAUACAGAAUCUCUGUCAGGAUGAUAUUGUGUACACCGCUCUUCCACUGUACCACUCAUCUGCUUCUCUUAUUGCUCUUGGCAAUGUGCUACGAACGGGGGCAACUUUGGUUCUCAAAAAGAAAUUUUCUGCCUCUCGGUUUAUCAGCGACUGUCGAGAACACAAUGUUACAGUGGUACACUACGUUGGUGAACUUCUUCGAUAUGUGGCCGCAACACCUCCAAGUAGUUCUGAUACAAACCACUGCAUCCGAUGUGCCUUUGGAAAUGGAUUAAGAAAAGAUGUUUGGAAAAUUAUGCUAGAAAGGUUCAAAAUACCACACAUAUACGAGUUUUAUGCAGCUACUGAAAUGCCUGUAGGACUUGCAAACAUAAACAACAUUGUUGGAGCUGUUGGACGCAUGUCGCCACUCCUAAAAUUUUCUCUGCCGUGUGAGUUCGUGCUAUAUGACAAGGAAAACGAAGAUGUAUUGAGAAACAAGAACGGAUUGUGUGUAUUGGCGCCAUUAGAAUCUUCUGGAUUGCUGUUAAUAAAGUUAGAUGAAAGGCGUCGGCUGACGUUCGAGGGAUAUAAAGGCAAAGAAUCCGAAAGAAAGAAGAAGCUGGUGUUUAACGUGAUUCGUCAUGGAGAUUGCUACAUUAACACAGGGGACGCAUUUACGCGUGAUAAAGACUACUUUGUCUAUUUUUCUGACAGAUUAGGCGACACAUUCAGAUGGAAAGGAGAAAACGUAUCAACAACAGAGGUCGCUAACAUUUUGAUGGAACUGGAGUUGGUGUCUGAUAUCUGUGUAUAUGGUGUGCGAAUAGGAGAGAAUGAAGGUAAAGCUGGAAUGGCAGCGUUAACUUUGCAAACUCAACCAGAAAACCUCAGUUUAAAAGUAGAACAAUUAAAUUCCAUUGCUGAACACUGUGUCAAACAACUACCUGCAUACGCUAGACCGAGGUUUAUACGAGUUGUAAAGGAGUUCAUAUACACCAGUACCUUCAAACAGAGCAAGCUAAAGUUGAAGGAGGAGGGAUACGAUUUGAAUAAAGUAACCUCUCCUGUAUAUUUUCUGGAUUGCAAGGAGAAUAAUUAUAAACAAAUGACACCAGAGAUACAAAAGGACAUCGACUCAGGGAAAAUUAAGAUGUAAAUUACAAAGAAAUAUAUUUGAAUACGGAGUGCAGAUAAAAUCUUUCAGGAUACAAAAUGUGUGUGUGUGCA